This is a messenger RNA of Tachyglossus aculeatus (Australian echidna), 748 nucleotides long. RefSeq names its product ER membrane protein complex subunit 4 (gene EMC4). Gene Ontology annotation, cellular component: EMC complex. Lineage: Eukaryota; Metazoa; Chordata; Mammalia; Monotremata; Tachyglossidae. The coding region runs from base 53 to 604 and encodes 183 amino acids. The record is from RefSeq and is a predicted model, not a curated record. Gene Ontology annotation, biological process: protein folding in endoplasmic reticulum. The transcript has 5 exons.
UUUGGGACUUGGGCUUCGGAUCGGCCCCCCGAGCCGAGGCUGCGGCGUUUCCAUGGCGACCCAGGCGGGCCUGGUGGCGAGCCGGGGCCGGCGCUUCAAGUGGGCCAUCGAGCUGAGCGGGCCCAGCGGGGGCGGAAGGGGUCGCAGUGACCGAGGCAGCGGCCAGGGAGACUGCCUGUAUCCCGUGGGCUACCUGGACAAGCAGGUGCCAGACACCAGCGUGCAGGAGACGGACCGCAUCCUGGUGGAGAAGCGCUGCUGGGACAUUGCCCUGGGACCCCUCAAACAGAUCCCCAUGAACCUGUUCAUCAUGUACAUGGCCGGCAACACCAUCUCCAUCUUCCCCACCAUGAUGGUGUGCAUGAUGGCUUGGAGGCCCAUCCAGGCCCUCAUGGCCAUCUCUGCCACAUUCAAGAUGUUGGAGAGUUCGAGCCAGAAGUUGCUCCAGGGCUUGGUCUACCUCAUUGGCAACCUCCUGGGCCUGGCCCUGGCCGUCUACAAGUGCCAGUCCAUGGGCCUGCUGCCCACUCAUGCUUCUGACUGGCUGGCCUUCAUCGAGCCCCCCGAGAGAAUGGAGCUCAGCGGCGGGGGAUUGCUCCUGUGAGCUGGGACCAGGAGCCACCCUUCCCAUCCUGCCGUUUCCUGGCCCAGGAAGACCCUCGCUGCCCACCCCAGAAACAGCCGCAGCCCCGGGCUAAAAAUAAUGUAGAAAACUUUAUGUUUCCAGUAAAGCAACAAACAAGCUUCA